This is a messenger RNA of Penicillium hordei, 4155 nucleotides long. RefSeq lists its product as uncharacterized. Gene Ontology annotation, biological process: nucleoside metabolic process. The transcript is spliced from 4 exons. The coding region runs from base 1 to 4155 and encodes 1384 amino acids. The record is from RefSeq and is a predicted model, not a curated record. Lineage: Eukaryota; Fungi; Ascomycota; Eurotiomycetes; Eurotiales; Aspergillaceae. Gene Ontology annotation, molecular function: protein binding; catalytic activity.
AUGGGCCAAAUAAAACUCACUCACGAUGACUAUACCGUCGGAUGGGUAUGCGUGCUAGAAUGUGAGCUGAACGCCUCCCGGGCGUUGCUGGACGAGGAACACGAGAGGCUCCCGGCCGCCGAGAAGGAUGAUAACGCUUACCUCCUUGGAAAAAUGGGGGAGCAUAACGUGAUUAUUGCAUUCCCAGCAGUAUACGGGGUCGGCGCAGCGGCACAAACAGCCACGAAUAUGAUUCGCACGUUUCGGAAUUUGCGGUUCGGGUUGAUGGUGGGGAUUGGGGGUGCGGCGCCGAACCCGGCACGGUUUGGAAGGCCUGGUGAGGAUAUGCGAUUGGGGGAUGUGGUUGUUAGCGAGCCGAAGGGUGAUCAAGGCGGAGUGGUGCACUAUGAUUUGGGGCAGCGGGGAGCAGAUGGAAGGCUUCACAAGAAGUCCCAUCUGAACAAACCGCCGAUGUUUCUGCUGACUGCGAUGAAACUCUUACGGUCAGAUCAUCCCUUCGGUAGGGGAGAGAUGAAUCGCUACAUCGCCCGUAUCGGCCAGCUGUCGGAGACAUUAGAACUCUUCGAAGCCUAUCAACACCCGGGCAGGGAUAAUGACCGUCUAUAUCGAGUGGAUUAUGACCACGAGGGCGGAGAAGAAGACUUACUGGAUGUGUUAUCGAAUAUCCAGACGGGUGUAUCCAUAAUCAACUCAUCAAUAAGUACCGCCCAGGAACACGAGCUGCUUGUAUGGCUGUCCCCAAAGGACUACGGCUCUGAACAAACUGAUAUCCUACGCCAACGUCAAGAGGGAACUGGGACAUGGCUCAUGGAGACCUCUGGCUUCGAAACAUGGGUGGCUGAACGUAACAAAACCAUCUACUGCAGAGGCAUGCCCGGUGCUGGAAAGACGGUUAUGACCGCAGUGGUAGUGGACCGUCUUCGAUCACGGUUUGAGGUGAAUCCUGCGGUGGGGAUUGCAUGCAUAUACUGUAGCGUUCAGAAUGAAGCCGAGCAAACCCACAGCUGUAUCUUUCUGAGCCUAUUGAGGCAGCUAGUCCGACAGCUAUCAUACACGCCUGAGAUGGUGAAGAGUAUGUACGAUCGCCACCAACGAACUGGCAGCCGGCCGAGUUUUCGUGAAAUAGUGGAUGUUCUACAAGAUACAAUCGCCCGGUUUGAAAGGACCUUCAUCGUGAUUGACGCUCUCGACGAGGUGCUCACUUCUGAAAGUCCCCCGAAGCAGCUAGUUAGAGAACUCUUUGCUCUUCAAAAAAAAACCGGGAUUAACAUAUUCGCCACCUCUCGUUUCGUCCCGGAGAUUACAGGCGAGUUCAAAGAAAGUAUACUGAUCGAUAUCAGGGCGACAGAAGAGGAUGUUGUGCAGUACUUAGGCUCACAUAUUGGGGAGUUACCCGCCUUUGUAUCCGAGACCCCAGGGCUGGAAGAUGAAAUCAAGACAGGCAUUAUUGAGGCUAUUGACGGAAUGUUUCUGCUAGCGAAGCUCCACUUGACCUCAUUGCUGGAUAAAAUAUCCAUAAGAGACAUAAAGGACACGCUCAAGACCCUACCCAGAGGCUUCGACGGAUACGAUAAAUCGUACCUGGAAGCGAUGAACAACAUUCACGGCCAACGGCAAGGCUUGCGCGAACUCGCUUUAAAAGUCCUGUCCUGGAUUUGCUGUAGUCGGAGACUACUACUCGCGACUGAGCUCCAGCAUGCACUAGCAGUGAAAGAAAGACACACAGAGUUUGAUAGAUUGAGCAUCCCGGACAUCGGGCUACUUGUCAGUGUAUGUAAAGGAUUGGUCAUUGUGGACGGGGAACGGGCGACAAUCCGCUUGGUUCACUACACAACACAGCAGUAUUUCGAACGGACAUGGCAGGAAUGGUUUCACGAUGCACACGAAAGGAUUGCCGAAGCUACUCUUAGGUAUUUGACAUUCACUUCCUUCGAUAGUGGAGCCUGCGCGACAGGCACCGAGUUCAAGGCUCGCCUGGACCAAUAUGCAUUGUAUGAUUAUGCGUCGCGGAAUUGGGGCUACCACGUACAGGCCGCAUUGUUUGAGGAGACUUCCUUGGUGCUAAAACUUCUGGAGCAUGAGAAGCGCGUAUCUAGCGCGGCUCAGGCCAUGUUUGCUGAACGGAGUCAAGGACGUAGUGAGCGCAGUCCGCGCGGAAUGAACGGACUUCAUAUUGCGGCCUACUUCGGGCUCGAGAAGACGGCGAGGCUUUUGCUUCGCAAGUUCCCACCGGAUGUGAAGGAUAGUUCUGGCCGAACGCCUCUGCUUUGGGCCUCUGCGCGUGGACAUGCUGCUGUCGUGGUGGCAUUGCUUGAGAAUAACCUGGUUGAUGCAGACUGGCAGGAUGACGAGGGCCAAACGCCCUUAUUUCUGGCUGCAGAUAAUGGACACGGGAAGAUUGUGGACUUGCUCAUGGGCCGUGGAGUGGAGUUCAACCACAUGGAUCAUGCAAAACAGACACCACUAUGCGCAGCUGCGAGUAACGGGGAUGAAACGGUAAUCAAGGCAUUUCUACUUCACCAAGUUGAUAUUGAUUGCGAGAAUGGCCACGGGGAAACUCCACUCGUAUCAGCAGCAGGGUACGGACAUGCUGGGUCCGUGGAGCUGUUGCUAAGUCACAGUGCUCCCCUGGUUCUUCGUACUGGAAAUAGAGCGCUCUCUCGCGCAGCAUCGAAUGGUUAUGCCGCCGUGGUGGAAGCCCUCCUGCAACAUGGCGCUGAUGCGGAUUAUCGAGAUGAAGAUGGGCGCACGCCACUGCUUUCUGCCGCGCAAUAUGGCCAUGAAGGGGUGGUGUCCCUCUUGCUCGGUCAUCAAAAAGUCAAUCCGAACGCCGAAAAUGCCCGGGGUCAGACCCCACUAUCAGUCGCUGCCUGGCAAGGACAUGAAAAUACCGCGCGCCUUCUUCUUGCCGAUAGUCGUGUAAACCCUGACCACAAGGAUAAGGAGGGAUGGACCCCUCUCUCGCUCGCCGCAUUUUGGAGACGCAUAUCCGUAGUCGAACUCCUAUUGGAAGUUCCCCGAGUUGAUGCUAACUCUAUGAACUCUUCCGGUCGAACGCCCUUGUCUCUUGCAGCACAUAACGGUGGCGAGGAGGUGGUAAAACGACUACUUCAGACUUCUACAGUUGACCCAGACCUACGUGAGCGAGACAGCGGCAACACACCACUCGCAGUAGCAGCCCAAUACGGACGCGACUCUGUGGUCCAGCUUCUACUUGCCACCCCAGGGGUCGAUCCAAACUCCAUCAAUGCCAAAGGAGCAACUCCCUUAUCUCUUGCUGCGCGAGAAGGGUGGGCGGACGUCAUCGAAGUACUCGUUCUUGAUGGAAGGGCAGAUUGCAACCACAGAAACGAAACUGGCCGAACCCCUCUUUCAUGGGCGUCUGGACGCGGUCAUGCCGCCGUGGUUGAACGUCUGCUUGCCGUGUACAGGGUGGACACCAAUGCACCGGAUGACGAAGGGCGCACCCCGUUAUUAUGGGCUGCCUGGGGUGGUUACCCGACUAUCGUGAACCAACUCCUCGCAACAAGGAAGGUUGACCUUGAGUGUAGGGAUAGUAAUGGCCAAACCCCUCUUUCCCGUGCGGCGGAAAGCGGGGGGCUGACAGCCGUAGAGAUGCUUCUAGAGGAAGGUGCUGACAUGAACUCUGAGAGCAAGGAUGGGAUGACGCCGCUCAUGUGUUCCGUGGAGAAUGGCCAUGUGCAAGUUGCAGAAGCCCUCCUCACCGCGGGUGCUUCCCCGGGAGGAGUAGACAAAGAGGGCCGCACUCCACUGCUCAUCGCCGUUGAGGCAGGACGACGAGAGGUGGUUGAGUUGUUGCUAAGCGAUGCUGGCCUGGAUCCUGAUGCGAGUGGGGAAUAUGGGUACACUCCGUUGAAGUUGGCUGAGGAGUGUGGUUGGGAUGAUAUAGUGGACUUGAUCGAGGCGGCCCACGAAAGGCGCACGAGGUCCACGGGCUACGAUUCCCCCCCUCGGACGUCUUCGUGGGCCCCACCCCUCGUAUCUGCUAUGGGUUUGUCAAAUUCGAGUGCCAGCUGGGAUCGGGGAAGGCGAGUACAAGGCGUUGUUUCGCAUCGAGGUGGAAUUACAGAAGGCACCGCGCCAGAAGUGGCAAUGGUGACCAGGUCAUACUCCCAGAUCUCGCUUGAUGAGUGA